CUAGGAGGCCGAGGGUCCCCGCAGUCUGUGGGCCAUGGAAGAAGCAGACCGACAGCUCCUUCGGCGGUGCCGGGUGCGGCUGGUCAGCGAGCUGCAGGUGGUCGCGCUCUGGGACGCUCUCCUGAGCCGCGAGCUCUUCACGCCCGACAUGAUCGAGGACAUACAGCGGGCAGGCUCUGGAUCUCGGCGGGAUCAAGCCAGACAGCUGAUCACAGAUCUGGAGACUCGAGGGAGGCAGGCCCUUCCCUUGUUCAUCUCCUGUUUAGAGGACACAGGCCAGGACACGCUGGCAUCAUUCCUGCGAGCCAAUAGGCAAGCAGCAACGCUGUGGGAGCCGACCCCAGGAAAACUUACCCCAGUGGUGCUCAAGCCAGAAACACCCAGGCCAGUGGACACUGGUUCUAGAGGAUUCAGUGAUAUCCGUGCUCCUGAGACAUCAAGGGGAAAUGCGUACGUCCUGAACGCGGACCCUUGUGGCCACUGUCUCAUUAUCAACAACGUGAACUUCUGCCCGGAGUCGGGGCUCAGCACCCGCAUCGGCUCCAAUGUCGACUGUGAGAAGUUGUGGCGUCGCUUCUGCUUAUUGCAUUUUUCGGUGGAGGUGAAGUGCGACCUGACUGCCAAGAAAAUGGUCCUGGCUUUAGUGGAGCUGGCACAGCAGGACCACAGCUCUCUAGACUGCUGCGUGGUGAUCAUCCUCUCUCACGGCUGUCAGGCCAGUCACCGCCAGUUCCCAGGGGCCAUCUAUGGCACAGACGGAUGUCCUGUGUCCCUCGAGAGAAUUGUGAACAUUUUCAAUGGGACUGCCUGCCCCAGCCUGGGUGGGAAGCCCAAGCUCUUCUUCAUCCAGGCCUGUGGAGGGGAGCAGAAAGAUCACGGGUUUGAGGUGGCCUCUGAAGACAGGGCCCCUGAAGGCAGGGCCUCUGGCAGUAACCCGGAGCCAGACGCCACGCCAUUCCAGGAGGGCUCCAGGACCAGUGACCAGCUGGACGCCAUAUCUAGUUUGCCCACACCCAGUGACAUCUUUGUGUCCUACCCCACCUUCCCAGGUUUUGUCUCCUGGAGAGACACCCAGAACGGCUCCUGGUACAUCGAGACCCUGGACAGAGUCUUUGAGCAGUGGGCUCACUCAGAAGACCUGCAGUCCCUCCUGCUUAGGGUUGCUAAUGCUGUUUCGGUGAAAGGGAUUUAUAAACAGAUGCCUGGUUAUAUAAGUUUCCUCCGGAAAAAAUUUUUCUUUAAAACACAAUGAGGCCUGGGCACCUCAUCCUGCCUUAUCUUGCACUCCAGAACCUUCCUGCUCCGGGCCUGGAGGUGGCUGAGGCCGGGACUUGCCUACAACUCAAGGACUUUGCAGUCUAUACAGAGUCUGACCUUUCCCUCUGUGACGACAGGCUUUUAGCAGCUUCCAGAUUGGACACACAUGCUGAGCAGUGGAGGAGGAGGGACAAGAGAAUGCCACGAAUAUCUCGUAGCCUGUUCACCAGUGGCUGGUGCUGGAGUAGUGACUGUGGUGUGUGGCCCCUGUGUUUUCUGUGACGGGGAUUACCCUGUGUGUGGAUAUCCUCUGUCAAACAGGUUAUUCAGCACCAUCGCUGGCCUCUACCCACUUGAUGCCAGAAGCACGUCUCCCCGAGAGGUGUACCAACUAGAAAUGUCUUCAGACAUUGCCAAAUGUGCCCAGGGGAACAAAAUUGCCCCCACUCAAGAAUCGCUGAUCUGUAGAGAUUUUUGACUGCAAACAAACCAACAUCUCUCUGAGAUCAACAAGUUGGGGCCUUCUAGAGUCUGAACAGCUACAAUCUGUGAGUUCUAAAGGAAGUUUUAAAAGUUGUUAAUUUUUUUCUAUAUCAUUCUAAAAAAAUAAAUCUUAGGCAAAUAUGGGUCUCUUUGGCCUUUUUCUCCCUCAUUUUGCUCCAACUCUUUAUUCUUC
Nycticebus coucang (slow loris) is the source of this 1933-nucleotide messenger RNA. RefSeq names its product caspase 9 (gene CASP9). Gene Ontology annotation, cellular component: cytoplasm. The coding region runs from base 35 to 1252 and encodes 405 amino acids. The transcript is spliced from 9 exons. Lineage: Eukaryota; Metazoa; Chordata; Mammalia; Primates; Lorisidae. Gene Ontology annotation, biological process: proteolysis; apoptotic process; intrinsic apoptotic signaling pathway in response to DNA damage. The record is from RefSeq and is a predicted model, not a curated record.